CUUAGGUCGUGGCUCUGCUAUAAAGCCUCCACCAGCAUGAUCGCGACGCCUAGGGUGGCUUCAUUGGUGAUUGACCCUAGGCUGGGCAGCGUCUUUCCCCUCAAGCACCAUGCAGCUCCUUCUUGCUCUGCUGGCGCUGGCAUACGUGGCCCCCUCUACUGAAGGUAUCCUCGGGUGACCCUCUGCGCCCCCAGGACCCGGUACCCUUGCUAGCGCGCUCCGGCUGCGCGUUGUUCGUGCAGGGAACCGUGAGGCUGCAGCGGACCUGGUUGUGUGAGCGGGGGCGCCUACACGUGUCCGCGGGAGGCUGCGGGAGAGGGGGAUGUGUGCUCGCAUGUGUGUGGCCGCGGGGUGUCCGCGUGUUGGACGCUCGUGUGAUCUGUGGUGAGGAUGCUUCUCUGACCCGCCUGGAUCCACGGUCCUUUUCGCACCUUGGUUCUCCUGGGUUUGCCCGUGGGUGGCGAGUGGCCGACUGUCCUGCAGAGACUCUGAACCGACUCAGGCUGGUGCUAUGAGAUUCAAACCAAGGAUCCUAGAAGCAGUUGCUUGGGGCCUGAGAAGUGGCCUGGAGCCUGUAAGGAGAAUCAGCAGUCCCCCAUCAACAUUGUCACUGCUAGGACAAAGGUGAACCCCAGACUGACACCCUUCAUCCUCGUCGGCUAUGACCAAAAGCAACAGUGGCCAAUUAAGAACAAUCAACACACAGUGGAGAUGACGCUGGGGGGAGGUGCGUGCAUUAUCGGAGGAGACCUGCCCGCCCGGUACGAGGCUGUACAGUUGCACCUGCACUGGUCAAAUGGGAAUGACAACGGUUCAGAGCACAGUAUUGAUGGGAGACACUUUGCCAUGGAGAUGCACAUCGUGCACAAGAAGUUGACAUCUAGCAAGGAGGACUCGAAGGACAAGUUUGCAGUGCUGGCAUUUAUGAUUGAGGUAGGAGACAAGGUGAACAAGGGCUUCCAGCCCCUGGUGGAAGCACUGCCCAGUAUCUCCAAACCCCAUUCAACCUCUACAGUGAGGGAGAGCAGUUUGCAGGACAUGCUUCCCCCGAGCACCAAAAUGUAUACCUACUUCCGUUACAAUGGCUCACUAACCACACCAAACUGUGAUGAGACUGUCAUCUGGACUGUGUACAAACAACCCAUCAAGAUCCACAAAAACCAGUUCCUGGAAUUCUCAAAAAAUCUGUACUAUGACGAAGAUCAGAAGUUGAACAUGAAGGACAAUGUGAGGCCCCUGCAGCCGCUGGGAAAACGCCAGGUGUUCAAGUCCCAUGCCCCAGGACAGCUGCUGUCUUUGCCCCUGCCCACUCUGUUGGUCCCCACACUCACCUGCCUGGUAGCCAACUUCCUCCAGUAAUGGCCCACUUCUGGAUAUCUGACCUCUGACCUCAGCCUUUAGAGGACAUGGCUUAUCUUUCUUAAUCUUUCCAGGUUGAACUUUGGGGACUAUUAAAAUAUGAGGAACUGGCUGUGGUGUGCACACCUUUAAUCCCAGCCUUGGGGGUGGAGGGAGGGUGACAGGGACAUGUGGAUCUCUGACCUCCUCCCCAGCCCCCCAAUUAAAUGAAAUAAAAUAUGGAUAUGUUUUUAGAAAAA
Molecule: messenger RNA, 1598 nt
Organism: Mus musculus (house mouse)
Lineage: Eukaryota; Metazoa; Chordata; Mammalia; Rodentia; Muridae
Gene: Ca4
Product: carbonic anhydrase 4
Exons: 8
Coding region: 712-1359 (215 amino acids)
Biological process (GO): bicarbonate transport
Cellular component (GO): cell surface; perinuclear region of cytoplasm; external side of plasma membrane
Molecular function (GO): zinc ion binding; carbonate dehydratase activity
Source: RefSeq, a predicted model, not a curated record